AUGAGGAAUGGGUAUGGUAGGAUUGGCAGUGAGACUACCCACAAAGCAAGAUCCACGGAUCAUGCUACCACUCCAUUCCCUCAAACCCAAAAAGCACCACCAACAACAACCAGCGAGAGUCCGAAGAGGGUGGAAGAUGGGAAGGGAGAGAUAUUCGGAGUGAUACUGGGUAGGAGUGCUUCUGUUUCAACCAGUUUUUCUUCUGCAUCAGGGGCGUUUGAGGUUACAAUGAAAAGGGCAUUCUCAAUGGGAAGAUCUUCAUCGGUUUCAGAGAGGUACUGCAGGAUCCAUGACACAGCAAUAGCAUCGCCGAUUGAAGAUGAUGACGAUGAUGAAGUUGAAGGUACAGCAAGAUCCAAGGAGGAGAAGGGAGUGAGGAUGAAGAUUAAGAUCCUCAAAGCAUAUAACCCUCGGAGAACCUCAAAUCAGCUAUGCAUUCCGGAUAUUAUACAGCUGAAGCGAAAAGCUGAAAAAAUAUAGUAAAUUAUGAGCCCGUGAGCACGGAGGCGAG
Vigna radiata var. radiata (mung bean) is the source of this 511-nucleotide messenger RNA. RefSeq lists its product as uncharacterized. The record is from RefSeq and is a predicted model, not a curated record. Bases 1 to 480 code for a protein of 159 amino acids. The transcript has 2 exons. NCBI's taxonomy places the organism in Eukaryota, Viridiplantae, Streptophyta, Magnoliopsida, Fabales, Fabaceae.